UGUACGUCUAGAUUGGUUAUUAGCCCCACUUUUAUUUCACGUCCCUGAAGUUCAAAUGGUCAUCCUAUUCCUUUGGAAAAAAAUUCACUUACAGGGGCAUAAGUGAUAAGUUGAAUUGAAUGGUGUAAACAUAGGCACCAUGGCUAAUAUGUUCUAAAAAAUCCAACAUUCCAGCGUCUUCGCUGACGGAUUUUGAGAGGCUUUAAAGAACCUAUGUUUGAGAUUGGUUGAUAUGAUCCUUGGUCACCUUGGGGGAUGCCCCCCUCUGUGGGGUGUUCAUUGAAGAAGGUGGCAGUACUCUUAGGCGAACUUGUGUCUUACUGAAGGUUUCUUGGUUUCGAGGCAAGUAGCUUACUAAGAUUAGGACUUUGGUGGCAUAGAUGGAUCAACUGAUUGGCGAUUUCAACACAGUGUUGAUUACAGGUGCUCUGAUUGCUUCUUGGAGCAGUUUCUCUAGUUUCUUUCUUUCUCUUUGAGAGUCUCUCUCUAGUUUCUUGGGCAGGCUCUUGAGCUACCAAGUAUGUCAGCCUCAAAUGAGAAGUGGAUCGAUGGGCUCCAGUUCUCAUCACUGUUCUGGCCCCCACCGCAUGAUUUGCAACAGAAGCAGGCACAAAUUUUGGCCUAUGUUGAGUACUUUGGCCAGUUUACAGCUGACAGUGAGCAAUUCCCUGAAGAUGUGGCUCAGCUCAUUCAAAGUUGCUAUCCAUCAAAAGAAAAACACUUGGUAGAUGAAGUAUUGGCGACUUUUGUCCUUCAUCAUCCCGAGCAUGGUCAUGCAGUUGUACAUCCGAUUCUUUCACGUAUCAUAGAUGGGACCCUGUGCUAUGACAGGCACGGUUCCCCAUUCAGUUCCUUCAUCUCUUUAUUUAGCCAAACUUCUGAGAAAGAGUACUCGGAGCAGUGGGCCUUGGCCUGUGGAGAAAUUCUUAGAGUUCUAACUCACUACAAUAGGCCAAUAUUCAAAGUUGAGCGCCAAAAUAGUGAAGCUGAAUGUAGCCGCACAUCUGAUGAGGCUACAUCAAGUGGUUCCUCAGUGAAGAAAUCUAACGAUUCUCCAGGAAAUGAAUCUGACCGAAAGCCAUUGAGGCCACUCUCUCCUUGGAUCACAGACAUAUUGCUGGCCGCACCUUUGGGCAUUAGAAGUGACUAUUUUAGAUGGUGUGGUGGAGUCAUGGGAAAAUAUGCUGCUGGUGGAGAAUUGAAGCCUCCAACAACUGCUUUCAGCCGAGGAUCUGGGAAGCACCCACAACUUAUGCCAUCCACCCCCAGAUGGGCUGUUGCCAAUGGAGCUGGAGUUAUAUUAAGUGUCUGUGAUGAGGAGGUAGCUCAACAUGAGACAGCAAAUUUAACCGCGGCAGCUGUUCCUGCACUUCUGCUACCUCCACCGACAACACCCUUGGAUGAGCAUUUGGUGGCUGGUCUGCCCUCUCUUGAACCAUACGCUCGCUUAUUUCAUAGAUACUAUUCAAUUGCUACUCCAAGUGCUACGCAGAGGUUGCUUUUCGGUCUUCUUGAAGCACCACCAUCAUGGGCUCCAGAUGCACUUGAUGCAGCAGUACAACUAGUUGAACUCCUUAGAGCAGCUGAAGAUUAUGCUACCGGCAUGCGGCUUCCAAAGAACUGGAUGCAUCUGCAUUUCUUGCGUGCGAUUGGUACGGCGAUGUCAAUGAGAGCUGGUAUGGCUGCUGAUACAGCUGCAGCUCUGCUUUUCCGUAUACUCUCCCAGCCAACACUGCUUUUUCCACCACUGAGACAUGCCGAAGGAGUUGAAGUACAUAAUGAACCACCGGGUGGCUAUGUGUCAUCAUAUAAGAGGCAGUUGGAAGUUUCUGCAUCUGAAGCCACUAUUGAUGCCACCGCACAAGGCAUUGCUUCCAUGCUGUGUGCUCAUGGUCCUGAUGUUGAGUGGAGAAUAUGUACCAUCUGGGAAGCCGCCUAUGGUUUGCUACCUCUGAGUUCGUCCGCAGUUGAUUUGCCCGAAAUUGUUGUAGCCGCUCCCCUUCAGCCACCUACACUAUCGUGGAGCCUAUACUUGCCAUUAUUAAAAGUAUUUGAGUAUCUACCUCGUGGAAGUCCAUCUGAAGCAUGCCUGAUGAGGAUAUUUGUGGCAACAGUUGAAGCUAUACUUAGAAGAACUUUUCCUUCAGAAACCUCGGAACAAUCCAGGAAACCAAAAAGUCAGUCUAAAAACCUUGCCGUUGCCGAACUCCACACAAUGAUACAUUCACUCUUUGUUGAAUCCUGCGCCUCAAUGGACCUUGCCUCGCGGUUAUUAUUUGUGGUAUUAACUGUUUGCGUCAGUCAUCAAGCUUUGCCUGGGGGAAGCAAAAGACCAACUGGUAGUGAUAACCAUUCUUCUGAGGAAAUCAGUGAGGACUUAAGACUAACAAAUGGAAGAAACAGAUGUAAGAAGAAACAAGGACCUGUAACUACAUUUGAUUCGUAUGUUUUAGCUGCAGUUUGUGCCUUAUCUUGCGAGCUUCAGCUGUUCCCUUUCAUUUCGAAGAACGGAACACAUUCAAAUCUAAAGGACUCUAUAAAGAUUAUCAUACCUGGAAAAACCAAUGGGAUCAGUAAUGAGCUACACAAUAGCAUCAGCUCAGCAAUUCUUCAUACCCGCAGAAUACUUGGCAUCUUGGAAGCUCUUUUCUCCUUGAAGCCGUCAUCAGUUGGUACCUCAUGGAGCUAUAGUUCAAAUGAAAUAGUUGCAGCAGCUAUGGUUGCUGCUCAUGUUUCCGAGUUAUUUCGUCAGUCCAGGCCGUGCCUAAAUGCACUCUCUGCACUGAAGCAAUGCAAGUGGGAUGCUGAGAUUUCUAAUAGGGCAUCAUCCCUUUACCAUUUGAUUGACUUGCAUGGUAAAACAGUGUCCAACAUUGUGAACAAAGCUGAGCCUCUUGAAGUUCACCUGACCCUUACACCAGUAAAGAAGGAUGAUCAACAGCACACAGAAGGAAACAAUACCAUUUCAUCAGAUUGUGGCAAGAUGGAAAACAAGAAUGCUUCAACCUCACAUAAGAAAAACGGGUUUGCAAGACCACUCUUGAAAUGUGCAGAACGAAAUGGUGACGUUGCAAGUACAUCUGGCAAAGCUAUUGCAAGUUUACAGGUGGAAGCAUCUGAUUUGGCAAACUUCCUUACCAUGGAUCGGAAUGGUGGUUACCGAGGUUCUCAAACUCUCCUAACAUCUGUAUUGUCAGAGAAACAAGAGCUAUGCUUCUCAGUUGUCUCAUUGCUCUGGCAGAAGCUCAUUGCAUCUCCCGAAAUGCAGAUGUCUGCAGAAAGUACAUCGGCUCACCAAGGUUGGAGGAAGGUUGUAGAUGCGCUUUGUGAUGUUGUUUCCGCCUCACCAGCCAAGGCUUCAACUGCCAUCGUUCUCCAGGCGGAGAAGGACCUGCAGCCUUGGAUUGCUCGAGAUGAUGAGCAAGGUCAGAAGAUGUGGAGAGUCAACCAGCGAAUUGUGAAGCUGAUUGCUGAGCUUAUGAGAAACCAUGAUAGCCCAGAAGCACUGGUGAUUCUUGCUAGUGCUUCAGAUCUUCUACUUCGCGCUACUGAUGGAAUGCUCGUCGAUGGUGAAGCUUGCACUUUGCCACAACUAGAGCUUCUGGAAGUGACUGCUAGAGCAGUUCAUCUCAUUUUCAGAUGGGGAGAUUCAGGUGUAGCAGUUGCCGAUGGCCUCUCUAAUCUGCUGAAGUGCCGUCUAUCAACUACCAUCCGCUGCCUCUCCCACCAUAGUGCACAUGUGCGCGCGCUCAGCAUGUCCGUCCUUCGAGACAUCUUGAAUAAUGGACCUGCAAACCCCAGCAAGAUCAUUCAAGGGGAACACCGGAAUGGCAUCCAGAGCACGUCCUACCAGUGCCUUGCAGCAAGCAUCAACUGGCAAGCGGACGUCGAGAGGUGCAUAGAGUGGGAAGCCCACAACCGCCGCGCCACCGGGCUGACGCUCGCCUUUCUCAGCGCGGCGGCGAAGGAACUCGGCUGCCCCCUCCCUUGCUGACGAGACCAUCUCCGAAACUGACAUCGGCAGCACUUGACGGUCAGUGCAAGCAGUUGCUGCAGGGUCAGUGAACAUGAUGCUAAUCUCUGGCGGAAGGAUGACUUGCUGGCCUGUUCCGUGAUGUGAUUUAUACGGAUAUUAGGUGGUGUUCCAAAGCAUACGAAGCUCGCUCCCAUGACGCGAUUUAAUUUGAAUCUGACGUUAGAUGCUCGAGCGUAUGGAAUUGCUUGUGGUGUAAUUUGUUUGAGUAAAUUUUAAAAACAUAUAACUAUUUUAACAUAUGUUAUAAUAAACUACAAUUUUCUUAUUAUAGAUUUACCUAUUA
Molecule: messenger RNA, 4319 nt
Organism: Phragmites australis (common reed)
Lineage: Eukaryota; Viridiplantae; Streptophyta; Magnoliopsida; Poales; Poaceae
Product: protein GIGANTEA-like
Exons: 15
Coding region: 521-3994 (1157 amino acids)
Biological process (GO): response to stress; regulation of circadian rhythm; regulation of long-day photoperiodism, flowering
Cellular component (GO): nucleus
Source: RefSeq, a predicted model, not a curated record